Trichoplusia ni (cabbage looper) is the source of this 1476-nucleotide messenger RNA. Its product is annotated as alpha-tocopherol transfer protein-like. NCBI's taxonomy places the organism in Eukaryota, Metazoa, Arthropoda, Insecta, Lepidoptera, Noctuidae. The transcript has 6 exons. Gene Ontology annotation, molecular function: phosphatidylinositol bisphosphate binding. Gene Ontology annotation, cellular component: membrane. The record is from RefSeq and is a predicted model, not a curated record. Bases 55 to 993 code for a protein of 312 amino acids.
AAUUACAAUUUUACUACUUCAGUUGAUUGUAAAUUGUUGAGCUGGUGCGAAACAAUGGUUGUUCUCAAAGAUAAGAUUUUGAAUUUUCACCCGGACACCCUGUAUGUGGCGAGGAAGGAUGUGAACUUGGAAAAAGAGGAGAGGAUUGAAGAAGCCCUGGAUAUUCUAGAAGGUUGGGUUAAGAAGCAGACGCACUUCGCUAAGAAAGAUUUUUCUAGAGACUAUCUCGAAAGGACAUUGAUAACAGCGAAGGGACUGGUAGAAAGAGCCAAGGUCAGGAUCGACAAGCUGUGCACAUUCAAGACCUUGAUGCCAGACCUGUAUCCAUCAUCAGUGUCCAGAACUGACUAUGAAGUACUGGAGAAAUACUUAAACCACGCUCAUCUGCCAACUCUUACCAAGGACCAUUACAGAGUAUAUCUGUUACAACUUAAUGCUGACGAUUUCUCAUCCUCUGUCGUGAAUACUUACUACAGAUAUAUUGUCGUGACAAGUGAAUAUUUAAAAAUCCACGACUACAACUGUGGUUUCAUUGUUGCUCUGGACUUCAGAAACAUCAAUAUUUUGAACGUAGUAGCAAAAUGCACUCCGAUGGAGUUAAGACAGAUUGUAACGUUGAUGACGGAAGGCUACAGCAUGAGAAUAAAACAGAUCCAUAUAAUAACAGCAUCCAAGAUGGUGGAUGCCUUGCUUGCUUUAUUCAGGCAGGUGCUAAGCUCAAAGUUGGCGAAAAGGAUAACGUUACAUAAAAAUUUAGACACCUUCUAUGAAUAUGUCCCAAAAGACAUCUUACCAAUUGAAUAUAAUGGAACUGAAAGAUCGUUGAAAAAACUAAACGAGGAAUUUAUUGCCGAACUUACUAGUGAAGAAUUCGUGAAAUAUUUUGAAGAAAUGUACAAGGCUAAUACGGAUGAAUCUUGCAGACCUUCAGAUAAAUUUAAUGAACAAUAUGUUGGAAUGCCUGGAUCGUUUAGAGCCUUAAGUGUAGACUAAACUGUUUGAGGUUCUAAUAUAAGUAUAUUUGUCUCUUUCUAUCUUAUGAGUGUUUAUGAUGAAGGAUAGAGACAAAUAGGUCUGGACCCUGAUACAGAAUGUGAAUUCGCAAAUAAUGAUGAUGUUUUUAUGUCUUUAGGCCAGUUUAAUAUAAACGAAAUAAAAUGUCUGUCAUUUUAAGACGACAAUUUAAAAAGUUAAAAUAAAGUAAACAAGUUUUGUAAUGAUAAUCAUGAAAUUUGAAAUCUUAAUACCUUGUAAUAGAAAUUAGAUUUAUCCUAAAACUCUGUAAAAGUAUUGAUUUUUAAAAUAGUUUCGUCGUUUUAGUUUUAAGAAAUAACUAAUUUUAGUAAAUCCAUUUUAAUAUAAAAUAUAUUUUAACGGAAGUCGGAAUUAAUCAUUUAAGUUUUACAGAUACUUGUAUGUAAUUUUAUUUUAAACUAAAAUGAAUGUGUUUGGUUUUUAGUAAAAAAACAAUAAGAU